Molecule: messenger RNA, 2032 nt
Organism: Daktulosphaira vitifoliae (grape phylloxera)
Lineage: Eukaryota; Metazoa; Arthropoda; Insecta; Hemiptera; Phylloxeridae
Gene: NtR
Product: acetylcholine receptor subunit alpha
Exons: 10
Coding region: 76-1851 (591 amino acids)
Biological process (GO): nervous system process; signal transduction; monoatomic ion transmembrane transport
Cellular component (GO): membrane; neuron projection; synapse
Molecular function (GO): extracellular ligand-gated monoatomic ion channel activity; neurotransmitter receptor activity; transmembrane signaling receptor activity
Source: RefSeq, a predicted model, not a curated record
AUCCGACAAACUUAUUAGAUGAUACUAAUAUUUAUACUUUUCUAAAUUUAAAAAGAAUUAUAAUUACAUUUUAAAAUGAAUGAAAGUACAUUAGUGUAUUUUUUUGUUGCUUUGUUAACAAUGGCAAGUUGUGAAAUUAUUAUGGACUUUGAUGGACAAAAAUGUGCUAGCACCUAUACCAUGGGUUAUGGAUACCAUCAUUACUACAAAGUAAAUAAUAAUUCAAUAGCCCUAAAUGGAGAGUCAAUUUUAUUAAAAUUUUACGUUCAAGGAACAAACGAUGCACAUAUUAUGCUAGCCAAAGACUCAAUUUCCCUAGGGUACGAAAUAGUUAUUGGAGGAGGAAUGAAUAGCAUUUCAGAUAUUCGAAAAUAUAAUCGUGAUCGAUUUACAUCAAUGAAAUACAUGUCUACUGCAAAAAUUCUUAACAAAGACAAACCAACAGGCUUUUGGAUUCAAAUUUUUCGAAAUGGAUUGAUCAAUGUUGGUAAAACAGGAGAGUCUUUACCUUUUAUGUUUUGGAUUGAUUCAUCGCCAAUACCAAUCAGAUACUUUAGUUUUGGUUCAUGGGAAUCUGUCGUUCUUCAAUGGUUUUUCAAUUGUUAUAUUAAUAAAAACGCUGACAAAAUCGAUUAUAUCAACGAAUUUUUAAGUCCAAUUGAACGCCUAAGAAGAGACGUUUUAAAAAAGCGUAAUCCUUUUAGAAAUAGUCCAUCUUUAGUUGAAAAAGUUUUGAAUGUCAAUGUUAAUUUUGAUUUUAAAUCAAUACACUUGGAUGUUUUAACAUCAACCCUAGCUCUGACAGGGUUUGCAACAUUUGAAUGGAUAGAUAAAAAUAUUCGCUGGAAUCCUAACGCAUAUCACAAUAUAUCUCAGCUACAUUUGUCUCACUAUGAACUAUGGCAGCCUGAAUUAGUACUACAUAAUUCAAUAGACCCAUCGAUGACUAUAUUUUCUGAAACAAAAAUUGCAGUAAAUAACAUUGGAAAUAUUAUUUGGAGACCAACUUUUGAUGUUAAAACAAAAUGUAAUACUGAUCUACAUUUUUGGCCUUGGGAUAUUCAAAGAUGUAGUAUAAUUUUAAGUACUUGGUCGCACAAAUUUACAAAUGUGUAUUACGAAGUGCAACACAAUACAUCGAUUUAUCAUGAACCAAUACACUCAGAAUGGAAACUAAAUCGUAUAUUAAGCUCAUAUAUUGAAGAAACCACUCCCUGGAGUGAAAUCGUUAUUUAUAUUGCGGAUGAAAAUACUUCAGUUCACUUUAAUGAUAUAUCACUCAAACUAGAAAUUGAAAUAUCAAGACAACCAACCUUUAUAGAGAAAAUAUUUUAUAUACCUUUGAUUUGUAUCAGCUGCAUUUGGUUGUCAUCAUUUUGUAUAUCAUCCAAUCAUCAAUCAAAAUUAACAAUAGUAUCAAUAAUAGUAGUGCUUUUGGUCUUUAUAAUUGCAUGGGUUAUGAGCUUUAUACCAGUUUAUAUUCAAAACCCUCCAGUUCUAUUUCAAGGUUACCUAAAGCUCUUGUUACUGAUUGCAGUAGAUGUUUUGAUUUCAUCAUUUUUCAUAGCAUUACGUAAUCAUACAUUAAAUGGACAUCCUCCUCUGGGAAUCAUGAGAUUUAUAACGACACCCAUAGUCAGUAAGAUAUUUAUCCUUCCAAAGUUAGAGACAUCAUUAAAUCAGAGUUAUACCGAAUUUGUAAAUAAAGUGGAUGGAGAAUCUACAGACAAACCAGUCACCUUAUGGGAUAUAAUUACUAUUUUAAUUGAAAGAAUACUGUUUUUAUUUUAUAUAAUAAUGACAAUAUUAAAUUUGACAAUCGUUUAUGCUUCGUCAAAAAAUAAACAAUAAGUACACAACGAUGUUAUGAUAAACAAUUAUCAAAGUAAUAUAUUUCAUUAUUUGUAUCAGAAUUAUUUUCUUAUCAAAAAUAACAAAAGUAUGUAAGUCGAUAUAUUUUUUUACAGUUGUAAAAAUUAUACAAAUAACAAUAUAAGUAUGUAUGUGAAUAAUAAAAAUAUUUGUCAGAUCA